Molecule: messenger RNA, 5498 nt
Organism: Suillus bovinus
Lineage: Eukaryota; Fungi; Basidiomycota; Agaricomycetes; Boletales; Suillaceae
Product: phospholipase D
Exons: 28
Coding region: 321-5087 (1588 amino acids)
Biological process (GO): intracellular signal transduction; cell motility; phosphatidic acid biosynthetic process
Molecular function (GO): D-type glycerophospholipase activity; phosphatidylinositol binding
Source: RefSeq, a predicted model, not a curated record
CCUGGGCCCAGGCGCCAAACAAAAUGAUCGAUUACGUCAAGAAUUAUGUAUGAGCGCUCAAGCUGUGGUAGGCUAACGGUAGUACUAGUCAGCUUUUUAUCUAGUCUUCCUUUUUCAACACACGCAUUGCUGAAACACAGUGAGCGCUACGGCCGCAGCUGGUGAUAGCACUCAAAUCUACAAUUCUAAUCGUCUCCGUCUAGACGUAUCAAGUUUCUUGUUAAGCUAUUCGCGUCAACCCCACAAUUGCCAACCGGUGGAGUCGCUAUUGCAGACUGUGAAAAAGCCGUUCACAGUGAUCUGCAUAUUGCAACUUCGCAAUGCCAUCUGUAAACUCGGUCAACGCUGGAUUCAGCGCUAGCCAUACACAAAACGCAAAAGAGAAUUCUGCCAAUCCGUCUGGACACAGCAAACAUGAUGACGAGACCGGAGACGUUGACUCAUGCCGGUCUUCGAUAGACCAGCACAUGCCAAGCCGCGUUGAAUCACCAACCCCAAUAUCACCUCCCGGAUCUCCGAUAAGGACACCGAGGACCACCCUCCCUGACACACCCUCAAGCCGUACAGGACCACCACGCUCCUUGUCAUUCACCUUCUCCCACCGCUCUUCAUCCACCUCGCGUCACAUUCUCGGAAAUAGCCAACAGGAACACGGUGAUUUUUUUGAAAAUGAUUUAGGAGAUCGUGGUAAAACCUCGUUUCAAAUUAAUUCAAGUUCGUCAAGCUUCCGGGGUGCAUUGGAGCUUAGUCCUUCUCUAGUCAAAACGACCACAGAUAAGAAGGGAAAAGCAAGAGAGAGCAGAGUUUUCGACCAAUACCAUGAUUCACCAUUGGAAGACCGAUCGAAUUCGAUGUUUCCCGAACAUUCUAACACAAUAAUUGAAGAGGAAGAAGAGAAGACGGAGAGGAAACCUAUGUCUCGCUACCAAACAAUGGGAUCUAUUUCCAAGCCCAUUGAGCCUCCCCCUUCGGAUCUCCAGCGCUCUCAAUCUCACCCUCCCCAAAUAGAUCCAAAGAAGCCAGGAACAUCCACAAAAUGGAACAAAUUACGUAGUCUCCUACCUUCCGUUAUCCGCGCUGGGCAACCUGGCGCUCCUGCACCACACUCUGUGAUUACCUCAAACGAGGUAAAUAUUACGGACGAACUCAUAACGGGCGGUUUGUCCACAUUGAUGCUGCGUUUGUGGUUUGAACACGACGAGAAGGGGCGCAGGCGCGUACCUGUGCUCUUCCAUCGUCUCCGCAUACGGAUUAGUGAUAGUCUACAUCCCAUGCAAGCGCAUAAAGCCGUGUUUCGUAUCGAGUGUGAGUAUGCCAAUGGUGCCGUGCGUUGGGUGGUCUACAGGCAGCUUCGUGAUUUCAUUUCCCUGCAUACUCAUUACACCGUGUCCAAUGCGUUCAGCAGUCAAAAGGAUAUAUUGCCAGAGUUUCCUCGAACUAGCCUUCCUUACUUUAAAUUCUUGAAGAAGGAAUCCAGCGGGCGUCACGUCAAACAAACUGACUUUGCUCGUUUGCAACGAGAAGCGCUAGAGGAGUAUUUGCUUAAGCUUAUACGCGCUGUUAUGUUUCACCCAACCGCAAACCGACUCGCAGGCUUCCUUGAGAUAAGCGCAUCAUUCAUUAGUCUUGCUCGAUUUGGCGGUGCACAAUUUAAAGCUGGAUUUCUGCGCAUUGGUACAGAAGGCAAUAGCCCCGGGUUUGGGCGAAAAUCAGCACGCUGGCGAGAGCGGAAGGAGGCCCGGUGGUGUGCUGUUCGUGAGAGUUAUAUCGUGGCCGUGGAGGACCCAGGGGAGACGGAAAUUUGGGAUGUCUUCCUCUUUGAUACAGAUUUUAAGAUCAUUCGGCCCACGCGAUACUAUCGUAAGGGUCUGCACCUCUUGCGCCCAGAACCGGAGGAUCGUGAAUUUCUCGCUCGCCUCGGCAAGACACAGCAGGAGCCGCACCCACAGACUCAGAUAGAGUACCCACAGGCCGAGGUCGACUGUCUCUCUGCAAUAGAUAGUAUCAAAAGUCGCCUUUCACGGGUCCUUCGAAUUGCUAACAGGUCAUCGCCAAAUAUUACAGCCACUUCAAAUGGUGAGGUGCAGGGUAAUCGAGAUAUCACCACGGGAACGGAGCACAUGAGGACAGAUUCAGUCAGCUCUGGCAGCUCCGCAGUAUCAUCUCGUCCUGCGACACCGAUGUUGGACCCGUCUACACACGUGAAUCCUCUGACGAGCAGUGGUCCCGCGGAAGGUAGGGAGAGACAAGGAGAGACAGACGAACAAGAUAAAAGGAAAAAGAAGAAACGUUCGGAUGAUGUCUCAAAGCAUACAUUCUAUGUCGAGAAUUCACAGAUGCGGUUAAAGUUAUGGGCAAGAAAUGAGCGUCAAAUGCUGCAAUGGAUUACUGCCCUAGAAAAAGCUGCUGCUGCGACCCCUUUCAUCGCAAAAAAUCGGUUUGACAGUUUUGCUCCAGUGCGAUUGAACGUCGCGGCACAGUGGCUUGUUGAUGGGCGCGACUACAUGUGGAAUUUGUCACGGGCUAUCCUCAUGGCGCAAACGACCAUUUAUAUUCACGACUGGUGGCUAUCCCCUGAGUUGCAACUGAGGCGUCCUAAUAAACCCAAGUAUCGCUUGGAUAACCUUCUUGAGAGAAAAGCCAAGCAAGGCGUCAAGAUCCACAUAAUUCUAUACCAGGAAGUUUCGAACCGAACUACCCCCACGGAUAGCCAUUAUGCGAAGCAACGCCUCGUGUCGCUACACCCAAACAUUACGGUUCAACGUUCACCCUCACACUUCCAAACUGGUACAUUCUACUGGGCACAUCAUGAGAAGCUCUGCGUCAUUGAUGAGACUAUCGCAUUCAUGGGAGGGAUUGACCUAUGUUUUGGAAGAUGGGAUACGCCACAACAUGUCAUCGUCGAUGACCCGGAGCUAUCGGCAGACAAGACCGAAAUCUGGCCAGGCAAGGACUACAGUAACCCGCGGGUUCUUGAUUUCCAUGCGCUAAAUAAACCCUCUGAGGACAUGUAUGACAGAGCAAAGGUGCCCCGCAUGCCUUGGCAUGAUGUAGGUAUGCAAGUCGUAGGCCAGCCUGCUCGCGAUCUCGCUCGACACUUUGUUGAAAGAUGGAAUUACUUGCUUCGGUUGAAAAACCAUUCCCGGAGCAUGCCUUUCCUGCUACCUCCGCCCGAGUUCAAACCUGAAGAGCUUACCGCAAUGGGUCUUACAGGCACAUGCGAGAUGCAAAUUUGUAGAUCAGCUGGCCCUUGGUCACUCGGUACUUCCAAUCGAACUGAGCAUUCCAUUCAAAAUGCAUACUUGAAAGCCAUCGAGAUGUCCGAGCACUUCGUGUACAUUGAGAAUCAAUUUUUCAUAACCUCGACCGUCGUAAAUGAUGUCAAGAUUGAGAACCGGAUUGGUGAUGCGUUGGUAGAUAGGAUCACUCGCGCACACCGUCAGGGUACACCGUGGAAAUGUUGCAUAGUCAUUCCCCUCCUCCCUGGUUUCCCUUUUCCUAUUGAUCACAGCGACGCUAGCGCAAUCCGAAUCAUUGUCGAGUGUCAGAACCGCACGAUUUGCCGUGGGCCCAAUUCGAUAUUUUCUCGGCUUCGCAAAGAGGGUAUAGAGCCUGAUGACUAUAUCUCUGUGUUUUCGCUGAGAAACUGGGCUAAAAUGCGGAAUGGAGUAUUAACUACGGAAAUAUUAUAUAUUCAUGGCAAGGUUUGUAUUGUGGAUGAUCGUCUGGCAAUCAUUGGCAGCGCGAACAUCAAUGAGCGCUCACAACGUGGCGAUCGAGAUUCCGAAAUUGCUGCAGUCAUCCGAGACACUGACCUGAUUGACGGAACGAUGGCAGGAAAACCCUUCAAGGUCGGACGAUUUGCACACACCUUACGAAUGCGGUUGAUGCGAGAGCAUGUCGGUGUGGAUGUUGACGCCAUGGUUGAUUAUGAACCUACGCCUCACGAAGAAAUGAAAUCGGACCAUGAACAAGAAUGGGACCCAGAAUUCGAGCAAGAGCGUGAUAAUCGCGAUGUUACUCAAAUCAAGCACAUGACUCCCAUGCGUGAUGAGCUUCACACUGCAGGCGAAGGUAUCCAACAAACUGCCAUGAGUGCAAUCCAGCAGUUCAAGAAAUCUAUUGGGAAGGUAGAACUUCAUGAACCAACCAUUCCGGAGGAGCGUAUGACGUACAGCCGUGAAGGCCAAAAAGAGCCAGGGCUCACCAGCUUGAUAGUCCCCACUGUGAAAGAGGCAGAAGUUCAAGAGCACCUGCCGCCAGCUUCGCAAACUGAGAUCUCUCCUUUGAAAGACAAGCUCAAACAUCGACUGGGCGAAAACUUUGACCCCGUCGAGAAGCGCACAGCUGAUGGGGAAGCAAACGGUGCUCCUGCGCUUGCGUCAAAGAAUCCACAGACCAGUGACGAACCACCCCAUCUGGAGUCGGGAGCACAUGACCCGGACGAGCUUGAGAAGACUGCUCUGGAAACCAAGGCCAUGCCCAGGAAGCGUCUCGCUAGCAAAGUCAGUAAUAUAACGUGGGCUGUACAAACCCCCGCUCCCCAUGUAGAUCCAGAGGGUUUUGAAGACCCGAUAUCUGAUGCAUUUUGGAAGAAUGUCUGGAAGACUUGCGCCGCGCAUAACACUGAAAUUUAUCGCAAAGUUUUCCAUACUGUUCCUGACGACCUCGUUACGACGUGGAAGCAGUACAAAGAAUUUGUUAUUCACCACGAACGCUUCUCUAAGCCGGCAACGGGUAGCCAUUCGCCCUACCCAGUAUCACGAGUACCCUCAGAGACAGCUUACGAAGAUGGACCAUAUGAAAAGGGAGGUCUGGCGGAUGCUGCUGAGGAGAGCCGCGAGACCUUCUGUACCAACGAUGGAAGCGACGGCGUCACCUCCAGAGGUUCUCACCCUCGUGGCCGAAAACCUGUGAAUGGGAUAGAGCCUUUUACCAUGCAGGAGCGAGAUGAAAUGGAAGAGUUGUUGAAAGAGGUCCGUGGGCACCUCGUUAUGUAUCCUACGCGAUUCUUGGAAGGAGAGGAUAAUGCAGGGAACUUCAUAUUCAAUGCAGAUAGGAUGCUACCUCUCCCGAUUUAUGACUAAACUUUCUCCCCACCAUCAGUUUGAUGGACUCAUUACGCAUAAAUAAUCGACAAUGUAUACGUAUUACGCGCACUCCCGACAUACGCUUUCGAAGUUCUGCUAUUUCCUUAAUUCUUUUAUGCUAUCUCCAUAUCGAAGAUCACCUUGUCUGGCAGUUCUCCCGCUAUGUGAUCUAGUCUAUUAACAGUAUUAAUAUACGCACCUUCAAGAUACGGGCUGGAGAGAGCCCGGUAAUCAGUAUGCGCCUGAUGCGGGCGGAAUUCAUCCAGUUUCUGUUUGCUUUCGAACAAAAAAAUUGCCCCCAUGUCAUAGCCGUGGUCGAGGGGGUUGAGGACCUUCUCUCCAGUGAUAACGCUCUGAAGCGCGGGUAUUCUUGACGGAAGUUCUUUGAUAAGUUCCUUCACAUAUUCC